AUGCGGUACCUAACUCAGGGGCCGAGCAAGAGUAUCUUCAACUACGUCCAUACUUCUACUGUAUCCCUAGAAAGUCCAGCUUCGUAUCCUAGCAUUGCGAAACAUGCUUCUCUUCCCGAGGAUGUGGUUCGACGAGUCCUGCUAUAUGCGGUGACUCUUCGUAUCUUCGGGGAGACUGAACCUGCCAUGAUCUUGGAUGAUGCUGAAGCACCGGUGAUGGUUAUGAACCAAACCCUACAUAGAUUCAGUCGAGGGAAACCUGCCUUGACCCAGGAUAUGAACGAGACAGCGUUCGCACUGCUGCACAGCGGUGGCCAGUUCGGAAAGCAUGGGAAUUCAUGGGACUUGCUGGAGAAUGACGGCGAGGGUGAGAAGCAAGGCUGGAGACUGAGUAACUUUGUUGAUUUUAUGCGCUAUGUAAAGGAGAUCUUCCAUCUCGAAGGCAUUGUGCUUGAUGCCCAGGACUGGAAAGCUGUCGGUAAGGCAACAGUAGUCGAUGUUGGUGGAUCUGCGGGUCACGAUGCUAUCAUUCUAGCGCAAAACUUCUCCGAACUCGCCGUCACAGUCCAGGAUCUGCCCAAAGUCAAGCCCGUAUUCGAAGCCAAUCUUCCCGAAGAUGUCAGGGACAGGGUGUCGCUCGUAGAGCAUGACUUCUUCCAGCCGCAGCCCGUACAGGCAGGCAUCUAUAUAUUCAAGAUGAUUCUCCAUGACUGGCCAGAUCGUGAGGCGGCUAGAAUACUGCGGGCAUUGAUUCGGGCCCUUAAGCCAGGUGCCCGCGUCAUUAUCUUUGACUACAUCGGUAAUCAGGGAGGGACAGAAGGGCCAGCUCUGCCACGCUCAGUGCAGCAAAUGGACACGGCCACAGAUCUGAUAUUGGUGGCGAUGUUCAACAGAAAGGAGCGUCUUGUUGAAGCUUGGGCAAAGGUGUUCCGUGACGCUGACGAGCGCUUCGAAGUGGCCAAUGUUAAGGCCAACCCGCAAAGCUUCUUUGCUGUCAUCGAAGCAGUUUGGCGCGGAUAG
Hypoxylon fragiforme is the source of this 1020-nucleotide messenger RNA. Its product is annotated as sterigmatocystin 8-O-methyltransferase. The coding region runs from base 1 to 1020 and encodes 339 amino acids. Gene Ontology annotation, molecular function: O-methyltransferase activity. Lineage: Eukaryota; Fungi; Ascomycota; Sordariomycetes; Xylariales; Hypoxylaceae. The transcript has 5 exons. The record is from RefSeq and is a predicted model, not a curated record.